AUGCUGGUGUGCGGCAUUAUCAACGAACUACAGAAGGCAACAAAAAACGCUACGGUCUCACACUUCUUCUGCCAAGCAACCGACGCGCGCAUUAAUGGCGCCACGGCCGUGCUGCGAGGGCUGUUGUACAUGCUUGUAACUCAGCAACCAUCGCUUGCAUCACACAUCCGCACGAAGCACGACCACGCCGGCAAAGCCAUGUUCGAAGACGCGAAUGCCUGGGUAGUCUUGGUAGAGGUCUUCGAGGCUGUGCUCCAAGAUCCAAGCCUAAGGAUGACAUACCUAAUCAUUGACGCGCUAGAUGAGUGCAUCACUGAUCUACCCAUGCUGCUAGAGUUUGUCGCAAAGCAGUCAUCGGUAUCUUCUCAUGUCAAAUGGAUUAUUUCUAGUCGCAACUGGCCAGACAUCGAAGCGCAGCUAGAGCGGGCAGGGCACAAAGAAAAACUAAGCCUCGAGCUAAACGCAGAGUCGGUUGCGGCCGCAGUUGACAUCUUCAUACAGCGAAAGGUGGAUCAGCUGGCGCAAGAGAAGCAGUAUAAGGCAGAGGUUCAAGACGCCGUGCGCCAGCACUUAACGACGAACGCGAACGGCACCUUCCUUUGGGUUGCGUUGGUGUGCCAAGAACUUAAGAGGACGGCGAAUCGGCAUGUGCUGAAGAAGUUAGCCGUGUUCCCGCCUGGGCUAGACGACUUGUACAAGCGGAUGAUGCAGCAGAUGAGCGAGUCGGACGACGCCGACAUCUGUCGCUGCGUACUAGCUUCGACCGCGGUUUUGUAUCGACCCGUGACCAUUCGUGAACUAGUCGAACUCGUCGAGCAGCUUAAGGAUGUUAGCAGUGACGUGCGAGAAAUCAUCGACCUUUGUGGAUCGUUCCUGACCGUCCGCGAAGACACAGUGUACUUUGUGCAUCAAUCUGCUAAGGACUUCCUCUUCGAAAAGGCGGCUCACGAGGUCUUUCCAAACGGUGCGGAAGACGUCCAUCGGGGUGUCUUUUUGACAUCGCUGGCGUAUCUGUCUACGACGUUGCAUAGAGAUAUGUACAGCUUGAAAUCGCUCGGAAGCGCUAUUGAGAACGUCGAACCACCGCAUGCGGACCCUUUAGCAGCAUCGCGCUACCCGUGCGUCUACUGGAUCGAUCAUCUGCACGACUCUAAGCCUGAAUCUUGGGCAAACAGUGUUGCUGGCCUCCCUAUGAGAGCCGUGUAUAACUUUCUGAGGGAGAAGUAUCUUUACUGGCUAGAAGCGCUUAGUCUGUGUCACAGCGUAGGGAAAGGCGUCGUCUCUAUGGAAAAACUAUGGUCACUUAUGCAGGAGAUGUGCGACUAA
Messenger RNA from Alternaria arborescens, 1326 nucleotides. RefSeq names its product Vegetative incompatibility protein. The record is from RefSeq and is a predicted model, not a curated record. The transcript is spliced from 2 exons. Bases 1 to 1326 code for a protein of 441 amino acids. Lineage: Eukaryota; Fungi; Ascomycota; Dothideomycetes; Pleosporales; Pleosporaceae.